Molecule: messenger RNA, 414 nt
Organism: Leptosia nina
Lineage: Eukaryota; Metazoa; Arthropoda; Insecta; Lepidoptera; Pieridae
Source: the annotation of a GenBank genome assembly
AUGCAGUGCGAGGGGGCAGGGGCCGGGAAGUAUUCACUGGGGCACUGCGGAGCGGAAUGGGCAGAGGACCAAGAGGGGCAGAGCCACGGGCGCGGGUCAAUGCCGAAGCGACGUCAGCGCCUCAAGCGAAACCGCUCGUUGCUUUCUCUGCGCCGCGGCUUUGCCUUUCGGUUAAAUAGACAUAGCCAACGUCGUAUACGUCUAAGGACAGGCGGGAAGCAGAAAAAAAUUUUAGGAAUCGAGCGGGCGUCGAGCGCGUGGGGUACGGGGGCGGAGGGUGCGCGCGCCGGGCCGCGCCAGUCUAGCGGGCUGCGAGUGACGGACGCACGUGUUUUUCGUCGCGCCCUCGUCCCGCGUCUCGUCGGUCAGUGCAGUGGAAGUGAUAACUUGUCGAAGCCCGCGCCAUUCGAAUGA